CGAAAGUAACGGCAGAGACGAAACUAUUGCGAGUUAUUCACAUUUAACGUAAAACAACGCAGCGGAGUGCUGAGCAAAAAAAAACAGAUAAAGAGCAUAUACCCCAAAAAACAAGUGAAGAUAAUUGAAGAAAAAAGUAUAUACCGAGUGGAAAAUCAAAUUGGAAAUCCAAUUGGAAUAAAAUUUGAAAAAAAGAAAACUUUUCGAAAGUUUCAAACAUUGGUGAAUGAUCCAAAAAAAUGCAAAUAAAAUAAUUAUAAAAGCUUUUCACGCAACGGUUACGGCUACGACGACGACGAUAAGUUUGUUUGGCGAAUAGAAGGAGAAACUUCGAUUUUUUUUUUGCUAACGAAAAAAAUAUAAUAAACAAUAUUUAUUGCAGUUUUAAAAAUAAACUAAAUAAACGCUACAAAAAGAUAACAAAAGGUUUAAUAAAAAAAAAACAACAACAUAAGGAAUACAAUCUAAAAAAAUGGGUGACGAAUACUCAAAUAAUCCCGAUAUAAGCGCUAUGACAACAAUACUUCCCGCUAUAUUGGGCCUUGUGUCGGCCGGUGCCCUUUGGGCGGUGGCCUGCAUAUGUGCCCGCCAAAUGAGAGCCCGUAAUCGCAAACAGAAUCAACACGAUGCCACAUUUCCCUUUCAACCGACACGACGUCCGACAGCUGUUCGUUCGCCUAGUGGCCAGCCACCACACUAUCUGAAGAAGUCACCAUCGCCAACGGGUACCAAGCAAUUAGGUAUCCUACAACCAAUGCCCGAUCAGAAUGCCUCAUCGCCAAUCUCGCCACAGACUGUCAAGUAUAUGGAAGAAGAUGAGAUAAAACCCAAACAGGUCAAGUAUAACGGAGGGAGUGAGAAACAUUCCCCUGUGGAGGCCAAGAGUCCCAGUGGUAGUGGUGGUGCCAACAAUGGUGUCGUUGCUGGACGAUCCAGUCAGAUGAGCGGUGCCAUGCAAGAGUCGAUGAUUAGCAAUGCCAGCACUGAUCUGCAUUUGGAACAGUACGGCAAAUUGGGUUCUAUAUUUUUCAAGCUACGUUAUUUGGCCGAACGGAAUGCCCUAAUGGUGUCGAUCAUCCGUUGCCGUGGUUUACCCUCGAAGAGUAGUGGCGGCAAUUCGAACAAUCCCUCGACUGGCAACAAUGGCAGUGAUAUCCCAGCCGGUAUGAAUGGACGCACCCAGGCUGCCACUGAUCCCUAUGUCAAAUUGCAGCUGUUGCCCGACAAACAGCACAAGGUUAAGACCCGUGUUGUGCGCAACACCCGUAACCCGGUCUACGAUGAGGAUUUCACUUUCUAUGGCUUGAACAUCAAUGAUUUGCAGAAUAUGUCAUUGCAUUUUGUCAUCCUGAGCUUUGAUCGUUAUUCGCGUGAUGAUGUCAUUGGCGAGGUGGUCUGUCCAUUGUCGAGCAUUGAAAUCGGUGAUAUUUCCAAGGAGGCUUUGUCGAUCAGCAAGGAAAUUCAACCACGUAGUUUGAAGAUACGGGCCCAGGGUCGUGGCGAACUUUUGAUUUCGUUGUGUUGGCAACCAGCUGCCGGACGUUUGACAGUGGUGCUGUUGAAGGCCCGCAAUCUACCACGCAUGGAUGUGACCGGUUUGGCUGAUCCCUAUGUCAAAAUCUAUUUGUUGUACAAUGGCCAGCGCAUCGCCAAGAAGAAGACACAUGUCAAGAAACGCACACUGAGUCCUGUUUUCAAUGAGAGUUUUGCUUUCGAUAUUCCCGCAGCUGAGGGAACUGGAGCGACUUUGGAAGGAGUGUCACUUGAAUUGAUGCUGUUAGACUGGGAUCGUGUUACCAAAAAUGAGGUUAUUGGACGACUUGAAUUGGGUGGACCCAAUUCGAAUGGUACAGCCUUAAAUCACUGGAAUGAAGUGUGCAACUCACCACGAAGACAAAUUGCCGAAUGGCACAAAUUAAAUGAGUAAAUGCAGGUGGAUGGCCAGCUAAAAAGGCUCUCUCGAAAGCCCACAAUCUUUGCAGAAUUUCAAAACUGAGACACAUACACACACAAAUUAAUAGGCAAAAAAAACCAAAACCAAAAACAAACAAAUGCUAGACAAAGAUAUAUACUUAUAUAUAAGUAAAAUAUUAUAUACAUAAAUUUAAGCAAAACAAAAAACAGAAACAACAACAAGCGAACGAACAUAACAAAACAUUACGAUCAUAGUCAGAAUCGAGAAAGGAAGUAAUUUUUAAGAGGUUGCUAGAAAAAGAAAUCAAGAGAUUUUGAAAAAAAAAAAAACACUCAAAACGGAAGAAGAGAGAAAGAAAGAACAAUAGCUAUAACAAGAAUAUUAACACCACAGAGACACAAAAGAAGCAAAACAAAAAAAAAAAAAA
Messenger RNA from Musca domestica (house fly), 2342 nucleotides. Its product is annotated as synaptotagmin-4. Gene Ontology annotation, molecular function: phosphatidylserine binding; calcium-dependent phospholipid binding; calcium ion binding. Lineage: Eukaryota; Metazoa; Arthropoda; Insecta; Diptera; Muscidae. Bases 473 to 1927 code for a protein of 484 amino acids. Gene Ontology annotation, biological process: vesicle fusion; regulation of calcium ion-dependent exocytosis; calcium-ion regulated exocytosis. The transcript is spliced from 5 exons. The record is from RefSeq and is a predicted model, not a curated record. Gene Ontology annotation, cellular component: synapse; membrane; axon.